UCAGAUACUUAUUUAAUUAAGCCAGACAGUUUUUUCAACAUAAUUGAAUGUUAUUCAUUCAGCAGUCAAUGAGCAGUACUCAGAAGAUCUGAAAUUUGGUAUGAACUGCAAAACUGAACAGAAACACUGACAACCCAAUGGCCAACCGUGAAGACAGGCCAAUUGGUCAGACUCCACACAAAAGACGCCGCAGCAUAGAACACCCCCCCACAAUGGGUGAUCUGAGGAUUGUUCUGCUGGGGAAGAAUGUGUCAGAAAACGGCAAAGUGGGAAAAUUGAUAUUAGGAAAAACAGCCUUUAACAGUGAAGCUCCACCAGAUGAAGUGCAGAUGGAAAGAAAAAAUCUUAAGACUGUCAUAAACUGUCCUUACCUGCUCCAGCCACAUCUCUCAGACCAUCAGAUCAUACAAGCUGUAAAGGAGUGUAUGCGUCUGUCUGAUCCAGGACCUCAUGUGAUUGUUCUGAUCUUUAAACAUGAUGAGUGUUCAAGAGAAGAUCAAGAGCAUGUGGAGAAGGUCCUCAACUAUUUUCCUGACAGGGUUUAUGAACACACACUGAUGCUUACCACACACAACUCGCACAGUGUGCAUCAGACUGAAGUCAAUGAUGUUAUAAAGGAAAUUAUAAAAAAAUGUCAUAAUAAUCAUUGCAUGCUUGAGAGAGACAACUCUUGUAUUAAAGAGAAAUUAGAAAAAAUGGACCAAAUGAACAGUGGACGCUAUCUUCAAUUCAACCCUGAGAAUUCCAUGGAGCAACAAGUCAUAGAAAGUGUAAAUGAGCCACCUCUAAAUGUUGUACUAUUUGGAAACUCUACAUCAGUUCAGUUUGGUCAUGACAACAUUCUAUUGGGAGAUGCACCCCCUACCCCUGAAGAUGAAGUAUUGUCCAGGAUUGAUCCUGUACAGAUAAAGAUGUCAGAACGUCAUGUCUCAGUCAUUAACAUGAUUGACUUAAAUGAAGUUCCCACAGUCUUUUUGGAUCAUCUCAUCGGUCAACUAAUGCAUGAAAAUAAAAUCUCUGCCUUCAUCUUUGUUGUGCGUCUGGGUCAGUUAACAGAUGCUGAUAAGAUGUGUCUUGAAUGGCUACAGUCAGUGUUUGGUGACAGAGUUCUUCAGUUUGUGAUGAUUCUCUUCACUUAUGAAGGAGAAAAGGAGUCUGACUCUAUAAUAGAUCUGAAGAAAAAUAAUGUUCUGGAGGAGCUGCUGAAGAAAUGUGGAGGAAGAUAUCACACCUGCAGCAAAACCAUGAACAACCAAUCAGAGAUGAGAGAACUGAUGAAGAAGAUUGAUCGACUGCUUAAUGAGAACAAAGAGCAGUGCUAUACUGAAGAGAUGUACAACACAAAAAGACGAAGCAAGUUGCAAAAUAAUAAAAAAGACAAACCCUUAUUCAUGAAGAAGAUAAUGGAGCUCACCACAUUUCAAAGAAGAGACAAACUCAAGGAAAUGGUUAAAGAAAUCAGUGAAAAAGUAGAGGAUCUCUUUGACAGACUUCACCUCAAAGACAACAUCCACAAUAAACUGAUAGCUUCAGAUGUUCUUCAGAUAUCGGCACAUUCAUUAGAGUCUUAUGAGCCUUGUGAUGAAAAAGAUCUGGUGAAGAAUUAUCUACAAAAAAUACUGAUGAUGAACUACAGAGCAAGAUACAUUAAAACUAAAGAGACUAAAACACAACAUCACACACAACAAAUAGAAAAAGACUCAUUAAUGCAUGAUGAUGAUAUUCUUCUUGAUAUGUUCAAAGAAAUGUAUUUGUCUAAUAAGGGAACAGUUAAACCAGACUCUAUUCACCCGAUGGAUGUUCAAAUGGCUGUGUUUCAUUGUGCUGAUAGUUUCCUAAAGCAGCUGAUGGUCACUAAACUCUCACAGUGUCAGUUUGCUCUUCCUCUUCUUGUUCCUCAUCCAUUCACACAACAGAUUGAGUUUCCUCUCUGGACAUUCAGACAAAUCAACAAGAGCUGGAAGAUGAGAAAUACUAGCAACGACAUCAUCAGUAAAGAAGAGCCAGUGUACAAAGCAGAAACUCCAAUGGUGUCGUUCUUCAGGUUUGAUUCUGUGUCUUCAUCCAAGUCUCAGCUGAUGAACAAUCUGAUCAAUGAGAAACACAACACGUUCUUCCACAGGAACUGUCCAGGCAGCAGCAGAACCAGACUACUGAUGGAUGGAGUGGUGGAGAUCGCCUGGUUCUGCCCAUCUGGAGAAAACACAGAUACUUUUACUGACUGUGUUGCCUUCUGUAAUCUUCAUGGUGAUGCUGGAGUCCAUGAGAAACAACUGCAGAUUCUUACUGAAAUGUCUUCAGUCAAUGUUGUUCUUCUACCAGAUGUCAGCAGCAUGACCAAAGUUAAAGAAUUGUACAAGGACUUAAAGCCACUUGUUUGUCUGUUUACUGAGGAUGAUUCAACUCUUAUUGAGACACGGAAAGGAAAAUAUAAAAUUGGUUUGAAAGAGAGAAAUCUGUCAGAAGUAUCAGAAGAACUCAGAAGAGCUAUAAAUGAUUGUCUCUCAUCUUCAGCAUCAGCUUCCAUGUUCAGACUUGAAGAUUUGUCCAAACACUCAGAUAUCAGAGUAGAUGAGGACAAUGAUGAAGACUGCAGGAAAGGAAGAGAAGCAGCACAGCAGAUGAUGAGUUUACUGAAGAAUAAAGAUCUGAGAGAAAUCAAAGAAUCAUUUCUGCCCUGUCAGGGUGAACUCUGGCAUCAGUGGUGUCAGAAGAACAAAGAACUUCAUCGACCUCGAGGGGAUGACAUAGAAACAGACAUAACCAGAAAACAAGCAGAAUUAAAGGCAAUACGCGAGCAGCAGUAUGUAUUUAAAGUAAAUAAUUUAAUACUGUUAUUUAUUCAAAAAAUACACCUGCCUGGUGAGAAUAUGUUUUUUCUAAAAUGGCUUGGAAUAUUCCUGGAUGAAUAUAUCUCAAAGGACGUAAAAUAUAAAUCUGAGCUAACUUCUCAACAAACAAAAACAAUAUCUGAAAAGAUUCAAGAGGGAACCUUUGGUUUGGAGCACAUCAUAAGAGAGAUCGGUCAGAUCUAUGAAUCAUGUUCAUCUGUGAAUAAGAACAAGACAGAUCUGCAGUGUGACUUCUCUUCUCUCCCGAGUCUUGCAGCAGAGAUGAUGAUCUGUGGAUUUCCACUGGAGCUGAUGGAUGGAGAUGCUGCUCAUGUUCCUCUGAUCUGGAUCACUGCUGUUCUAGAUGAACUCAUACAGAAACUGGGAGACCAGAGAGUCUUUGUGCUGUCAGUUUUAGGACUUCAGAGCUCUGGGAAAUCCACCAUGUUGAAUGCCAUGUUUGGACUUCAGUUUGCAGUCAGUGCUGGCCGAUGUACCAGAGGAGCUUUCAUGCAGCUGAUCAGAGUAUCAGAGGAGAUGAAACAACAGCUGAAGUUUGAUUAUAUUCUGGUUGUUGAUACUGAGGGUCUUCAGGCUCUAGAACUUGAUAGAAAAUCCACAAAACGUCAUGACAAUGAACUGGCCACAUUUGCUGUUGGUCUUGGUAGUUUGACAUUGAUCAACAUCAUGGGAGAAACCACAGCUGAGAUGCAGGAUAUUCUUCAGAUUGUUGUUCAGGCCUUUCUGAGGAUGAAGAAGGUCAAACUGAAUCCCAGCUGUAUGUUUGUACAUCAGAACGUUUCAGACGUCACAGCUGGAGAGAAAAACAUGGAGGGAAGGAGACGACUGCUGAAGACACUGGAUGAGAUGACAAAACUCGCUGCUAAAGAGGAAGUCUGUAAUGCUAAAUGUUUCAGAGAUGUCAUUAAUUUUGAUGUUCAGAAUGAUGUGAAGUAUUUUGCACAUUUAUGGGAGGGCAACCCACCCAUGGCACCACCAAACCCAAAGUACUGUGAUAAUAUUCAAGAAAUAAAGAAAAUUAUUCUUUCCCAUGCAUCAAAAUCAGAUGGUGUGAGGUUGAAUCUCCUAAAAAGGCGUAUACAAGAUCUCUGGGAGGCUUUACUGAAUGAACAAUUUGUGUUCAGCUUCAGAAAUUCUCUGGAGAUUUCAGCAUACAGGAGAUUGGAGACAGAAUACAGCAAGUGGACCUGGACUCUUCGUAGUGCUAUGCUGGAAAUUGAGAACAAACUACAAAACCAAAUAGAAAAUGAAGCAAUUCAUGAGAUUGAGGUCACUGAUCUUCAGAGGGAACAGAUGGAGAAAAGUGAAGAAGUGAAAAAAUCAAUGUCAGAUUUCUUUGAGAAAGACACAGAUGCUGAUAUACUGAUUCAGUGGAAAACUUCAUUUGAAAUAAAAAUCAAAGACGUCCAGGAAAGCAUUGUGAGAGAAACAAAGAUGAAAUUAAAUAAAAUUCUUCAGCAGCGAGACCUGAAGAGAAAGAUUGAUGCUCAGAGGAUACAACAUGAAAACACUCUCUUAGAAAAAAGCAAAGAACUUGCAUUAAAACUCAAAGACAAAACAAAUGAUGAAGAAAUACUGAAGAGAGAGUUUGGUGUGUUUUGGGAAGAGUGUGUGAAUAAGAUCAUCACAGAUUCUCCUCUGAUCACAGAUAUUGACAUACUGAGAGAUGUGCAAAACCUCCUCAGAGAUAUGUAUGAGGGAAGUCUCCCUGUAGACUACUGGAAAGAGGGCAGUAAGAACAAUAUUUUCACUGUUCAAAGUUAUUCUGAAUAUGUAAUUUUAAAAAAGAGUACAGAGACAAAGGAAACAGAUAAAGGAAACCAAGUCCUGAUAAAUGACUCUUCUGGAUCUGCUCAAAGUUUAUCUCCAAAAGAUGAAACCGAAAUAAAAACCUUUGUCAUAGAUGUUGCCCAGAAGACAGACAAAAUGAUUCAGUCAUUUAACAUUUCAAAGAUGGGCUAUAACAUCAGCUACAUUCAACAACUCACAGAUUACAUUAAAAAGAGAAGCACAGACCAUCAGGAAGGUCCGGUGAAAUAUUUGUUCAAGAAAGAAUUCUUCGUGGUUUUGGUUUAUUCCAUCUGCAACAGAGCAAUGGAGACAUUCACUGAACAACACAGAAAGUUCAGUGAAGUCAAUGAUCCAGUUUUCUAUGUUGAGAGGAAGAGAGGUGAAUACUAUAGUAUUUUUCAAAAAUACUGUCAAGGAGCAACAUCAGCUGCUAUUUUUGGUGAAAUCAUCUGCCAGAAACUGAAGGAACCCAUUGAACAGAGUGUCUAUAAACAGACUGCCAGAGAUUUAGCAGAUGAAAUGAUGAAAAACUGUAAAUCACUCAAUGAAAACAGGUCAAAUCUGGAGAAACACAUCCUGAAGAGACUGGCAGAAGAUGAGAACUUUGACAAAUACAUGAACUACAUUCAUAAUCCAAAAGAUCACUUCAAGAGUUUCAUCAGAGAUGAAGUCCAUCAGUACAUCAGUGAUCAGUUCAGUAUAAGUGUUCAACCCAAGAUGAAUCAGAACAUUAAAGUCCUGCAGCAGAAGAUCCUGACAGCAGCUCAAGAAUCUACUGAAGAUGUUCAAGUGAAGAGUGGAGAUGUUGAUUUGUGGUUGAAGUUUUUCACACAGAAGCUCUCAGAUGUUCUGAUAAUCUCUGUAAAGGACUUCAGUGGAGUCAAACAUGGUAGUAUUGAUGUAAAACUUCUGGAUGUGAUAAAAAAUGAACUUCCUCCUAUAAUGUCUGACAUCAGCAGUAAAUUCAACACAUCUACAUUUUCAGUAAAUCUGGAUAAUAAAGACAGACCCGAUGAGAUUCUGAUUGAUCAUUUCUGUCGGUGCUGUUGGGUUCAGUGUCCAUUCUGUAAAGCCACCUGCACCAACACAAUAGAAAACCAUGAGGGAGACCACAGUGUUCCCUUCCAUCGUAAUGUUGGACUAAGUGGGAUACAUUACCAGGAGACAACACACUUGUCUACUCAUAUCUGCACAUCAGCAGUAGCAAACAGCAAUCUAUAUUUUUAUCCUAUUGACUCGGAUAAGAAAGUUCCCUGGGGAGAAUACAGAACGGCAGGAGAGGUUUAUGCAAAUUGGAGUAUAACCUCUGACCUCUCAGAUCUGCCCUACUGGAAGUGGUUUGUGUGCAGAUUCCAAAAAGAUUUGGAAAAACACUACAAUAAAAAAUUUGAAGGUCAGGGUACGAUUCCAAAUGCAUGGAGAAAUUACACAAAAUCAAACGCUAUUGAAAGUUUGGAUAAAUACAAUUAAGUCAACAAAUCAAUAUUUCUCUUUGAUUCUGGUAUUGAGAUUGUAAACAAAGUUUGAAGUUCUGUCUUUUCACACUUCAUCUUUUCCACAAUCGUCUAAAUGUGAAUUUAUAGAGUUGUCUUUCAUGUAAUAGAUCCAAUAAAUAAAAUGCACUUCCACUUCCAAGUCAGCCACAGAAAAUUGAAAUUGAUAAAUGAUCUCAUUAUAUAAGGUUACACAAAGAACUGAAAAGAAAAAGACAACAUCGUCUCUAAAGCCAGACUGAUAAUUAGAUUAAAUAGGCAACAGGAACGGAUUAAUAAAAGAUUCCUGAUGUUAACCAAAGAUAUGAUAAGAUAUAAUUAUUUUUGUGUGAACAUGCAGAAGAUGCUUAUUGUAACAGGCAAGGAUGAGACUUUGACACUCAGCGCUGAGACUUCAAACUUUUAAAACUUGGUAUUAGAGAGAAAUGGGUGUUGAAGAUAUUAGUGUUUUAAGCCUAUUUCAUGUGUAUAUUUAGCAUUAAAAUAGGAUUUGUUUUUAAUGGCAGAUAUAGUACGUGUUAAAAGAUGCGGCGCUUUGCAGGAUGGGGAUGUACUUUGCUUUGCAAAAAUGUUAAGUUUAUUCAUUUUAUAAGAUUAAUGAUGAAUCCUACCUUAGAUCCUCACAUGCAGAAUGUUUGUAUUUUUGUGUUCUCUAUAGUUUAUUUCUAAUCAUUAAUUUACAUAAUCAUUUUAUAAUCAUUAGUUAUCCAUUUGAUUGUUUAUUUGAUUAUUUAAUAUACUGUUAUUAUUAUCAAUUUCGUUGUUUGAUAAUUUUUAUCAUUAUAUUAUUGUUUAUUCAUUUAUUCAUUAAUUCAUUAUAUUUCUUUAUACCACGGGUCUGUUGAAUGCUGUAUUCUAAUUGGCUUAAAAUGUUCCGUGGGUAUGCAUCAAUUUCUGAUAACCGCACACCUAACUUGUCAAAUGUCUUAAAAAUAGGUACCAGAGCAAUGUUUGUGUUAACCGUGGUAUAAGAGUGAUAAUUGACUCGGUCCUUUGAAUUAUUUGAAAAUAAUGCACAUCCGUGGUGAAACGGCACGACGCGAAUUGCACAUUGGGUUUGCAUUAUUUUCUUAUAAUUCAAUGGGCCAUCGUCAAUCUUUCCUUACAUAUUUUAUAUGUCUUAUUAAUUUAAUUGUUGUUCAAUCUCAUAUUUGUAAAGUUUCCUGAGCUGUCCUGUCUGUGUAAACUAGGGUGACCAGAAGAGAUUGGCUGAAAUUCGGGAUGGGGGAGCAGACGUGGGUGUUCAUACAAGAAUAGUUUAAUUUAUUUAUUUAUUUAAUAAUAAAAGAUCAUCUCAAACUGAACCAAUUAUAUUAAUAUAAGUACAUAUGCAUAUAAAUAAAUUAAUAUAAUACGUAUAGAAGUAUUUUAUACCUAUCUCUCAUCCCCUUUAAAAGCCAGUUGCGCUGGUGCUAUGUCUAAUCCCUAUUUAGAUGACGGGCUUUGUAAACUGAAAAACUAAGUGGAGGAAGAAGAUCCUCAGUUUAAGAUUAAUGUUAAAUAAUUGUGUUGUUUUUCACUUGUAUUGUAAUUGAUACUUUUCAUUAAAACCUUUAAAACCCGUUUUUUUUUUAGUCAUGGAAGUAAAAAAGCAGGCUUUUAAUUGCUUAAAUGUAUGGCCAGGGGCGAUUCUAGGAUUU
Messenger RNA from Misgurnus anguillicaudatus (oriental weatherfish), 7776 nucleotides. The record is from RefSeq and is a predicted model, not a curated record. NCBI's taxonomy places the organism in Eukaryota, Metazoa, Chordata, Actinopteri, Cypriniformes, Cobitidae.